AUGGAAGUAAGAUGUCGUCCCGCGGUGAUGUGUUGUUUCCUCGCCGUCCUCUCCUCCGUGAUUCCCCGCUCCGUGGCUUCGCCAUCCGUGGACAGACAAUAUCUAAACGAGUGGGCCGUCGAGAUUCCGGGUGGACUGGAUGCGGCGGCGGAGAUCGCCCGAGAGCUGGACUACCAACUGGUCCGACAGAUUGGGGCCCUGAAGGACCAUUUCUUGUUCAGACAUAGCAAACAUCCCCGCAGAAUGCAGCGAAGUGCCACGCACGUCACCAGGCAGCUGUCGGAGGAUGAUCGGGUGGUAUGGGCAGAGCAGCAGUAUGAGAAACGGCGCAGCAAGCGAGCAUCCCUUGGGCGUUGCAGGGACUGCCCGGCUGACAAGCUGUUUGAUGAUCCCAUGUGGAACCAGCAGUGGUACUUGCAAGACACACGCACGUCGUCUUCCCUUCCAAAGCUGGACCUGCACGUGAUCCCAGUGUGGCAGAAAGGGAUUACGGGCAAAGGAGUGGUCAUCACUGUUCUGGAUGACGGACUGGAGUGGAAUCACACCGACAUCUACUCCAACUACGAUGCAGCAGCCAGCUAUGACUUCAAUGAUAAUGACCCUGACCCAUUCCCCAGAUACGACGCCACCAAUGAAAACAAGCAUGGAACAAGGUGUGCUGGCGAGAUCGCCAUGCAAGCAGACAAUAAUAAAUGUGGUGUUGGUGUGGCCUUCAAUUCCAAAGUUGGCGGCAUUCGCAUGCUGGAUGGAAUUGUGACAGAUGCUAUUGAGGCCAGCUCUAUUGGCUUCAAUCCAGAGCACGUGGACAUCUAUAGUGCAAGUUGGGGACCCAAUGAUGAUGGCAAAACUGUUGAGGGCCCAGGUCGUCUGGCUCAAAAAGCCUUCGAAUACGGCAUUCAGAAGGGCCGAGGUGGAAAGGGCUCAAUCUUUGUUUGGGCAUCAGGUAACGGUGGUCGCCAGGGUGAUAACUGUGACUGUGAUGGCUACACAGACAGCAUCUACACUAUCUCAAUCAGCAGCGCCUCUCAGCAGGGCUUGUCUCCGUGGUACGCUGAAAAGUGCUCUUCCACUCUGGCUACAGCGUACAGCAGUGGAGACUACACUGAUCAGAGGAUUACUAGUGCUGAUCUACAUAAUGAGUGCACUCAGACUCACACCGGAACGUCGGCCUCAGCCCCGCUAGCUGCUGGAAUAUUUGCCCUGGCACUGGAACAAAAUCCAGAUCUGACAUGGAGGGACUUGCAGCACGUUGUGGUCUGGACGUCAGAAUACGAUCCCUUAGCCAAUAAUCCAGGUUGGAAGCGGAAUGGAGCGGGAUUGAUGGUUAACAGUCGCUUUGGUUUUGGACUUCUCAACGCCAAAGCCUUGGUUGACCUUGUUGACCCUGCAACUUGGAAGCAUGUGCCAGAAAAAAAGCAGUGCAUAGUGAGGGAUGACUCUUUCCAGCCCAGGGACUUGAAAGCAGCUGGGGAAACCACCAUAGAGAUUCCAACAAAAGCCUGUGCAGGGCAGGAGAACUCCAUUGGUUCACUGGAGCAUGUGCAGGUGGAAGCCAGUAUUGAAUACACCAGGAGAGGCGAUCUGCAUAUUACACUCACCUCUCCAGCUGGCACGAGCACAGUGCUACUAGCUGAACGUGAGCGCGAUACGUCCUCUAAUGGUUUUAGAAACUGGGAUUUCAUGUCAGUCCAUACAUGGGGUGAAGAUCCUUCUGGUACUUGGACCCUCAAGAUAACAGACACUUCGGGCCGAAUGGAAAAUGAGGGUCGGAUUUUGAACUGGAAACUGAUUCUCCAUGGAACAUCUGAGAAGCCGGAGCACAUGAAGAAGCCUCGAGUGUACAUUCCCUACAACGCUGUGCAGAAUGACCGUCGUGGUGUGGAACAUAUGGAUGACAUGAUGGAGGAGCCGACUCCGGCCCAUCCAUCUCUGAAGACUAAAGGACAAGCCUUGGCUUCUUCUGAUGCAGGAACAAAACCCCAGCAGCCAGCAAACACACCAUACUCCCCCACACAGGCCUUGCUGCGUCUUCUGCAGACAGCCUUUAACAGGCAAAGCCCCACUGCCAAGCUGCCCCAAUCAGUCAGGGGCUGGCAGCAGCCUGGAAGGAUUUCCUCUCUACUGGCAACAAAAACCCCACCACAGAAACUGUAUCAAGCUCUGGACAUUAUCAACAAAUAUGGUGGCCUCGGGCAAAGUGUCUACAAUGACUAUAGUGAUGGCUUUUACAACAGCAAGCCAUACAGGCAUAGAGAUGAUCGCCUGCUGCAAGCUCUGUUUCAGAUGAUUGAUGAUGAUGACUAG
Nerophis lumbriciformis (worm pipefish) is the source of this 2304-nucleotide messenger RNA. NCBI's taxonomy places the organism in Eukaryota, Metazoa, Chordata, Actinopteri, Syngnathiformes, Syngnathidae. The record is from RefSeq and is a predicted model, not a curated record.